Molecule: messenger RNA, 2555 nt
Organism: Protopterus annectens (West African lungfish)
Lineage: Eukaryota; Metazoa; Chordata; Ceratodontiformes; Protopteridae
Gene: SPA17
Product: sperm autoantigenic protein 17
Exons: 5
Coding region: 439-2325 (628 amino acids)
Molecular function (GO): calmodulin binding
Source: RefSeq, a predicted model, not a curated record
AUCUGCUGUGGGAGUCGGUAUGUCCUCCCCGCGGGCGCGUGGGUUUCCUCCUUCAUUCCAAAGACAAGCAGUAGGUGGAUUGGACAGUCUAAAUUGGAGUGUGUGCUGUGCGCGAGUGAGGGGUACGGAUCAACUACCGCGGCACGGCUAGCCACCCGGUGGUGUAAACAUUCGCUCGACAUGAUUGUCGCUAAGUGACACUCCCAACACCCCGUGUGCAGAAUGGGAAUAAAGGGGUUUAGUAUGGAUGGUUCUGUAAGGUUGAUUCUAGCUGAAUACUUCAUUUCACUGUAGCACUGUUUGUCCUAAAAGGCUCCCUGUAGUAUGCUUAUUGGUAACCUAGCAACUGACCAACAGCACAAGGACCUAGGAUACAGAUAAUGAACCGAGCUUAAAAGAUACAGCAGGUACUGUUAUACGGAACCUCACUGUGCAAGAAUGUCUGUUCCAUUUUCGAAUACCAGUCUUCGUAUUCCACAUGGCUUUGGGAACCUGUUGGAGGGUCUAGCCAGAGAAGUUCUCCGAGAACAGCCUGAUGACAUUCCUCUGUUUGCAGCUAGAUAUUUUUCCCAUCUACUUCAACAAAGGGAAGAAUCUGGAAUAGAUCCAGCAGAAUGGGGAGCUAAACUGGAAGACAGGUUCUACAAUAAUCAUAUAUUUAAGCAAUCAAGUCUAUCAGAUUUUGAAGAGCCAAACACAGAAGAGGAAGCAGCUAUAAAGAUCCAGGCCACUUACAGAGGAUAUGCAACACGACAGGAAGUGAAGAAACUGAAAGCCAACAAGGACAUGCUACCAACAUCUCCCGUUAAUCUGACUUUUGCUGAACAGCCUGCCCUUUCCAGUAUGGAAGAUAUUCUUAGUUAUGGCAAUGAGACUCCAAGGCUGAAAGAAGAAGAAAAAGUAGACAUUUGGAAGAGACCUUCCACUAGUGCUUUGUCAGAACAAAGUCAAGAAAAUUCUCCAGGAAGUUACACUUUGAGACAAGACCAGGAUUUUGACAAAAAUAAUGAUUCCAUUGUUGAUGGAGUUGUUGCAGAUCCUGAAACAAAGGCAGAAGUAUUGGAAACUGAACACCCUGGAACAGUAAAUGUAGAUACAAAUGCUAUGGAGUUACCUCAGCAAGAUAUGCAUGAAACAGCAUAUUCAGCAACAACAGAUGUGGACAUCAGUGCAACACAGAUAGCUCAGGAAAGCAUCUCAGAAAUGAAAUUGUCACAAAAUGGAGCAGUGAUAACUCAGGAGGAUAUCCAAAAAAACAUGGUAACAUCAAAUGCUGACAUUCCUUCCACAGAAAGAACAGAAGAGAGUGUCCAAGACUCACAGACCAAUGCUGCACUGAUAGAAAGUUCUGCUAUAGAAGUAACUCAGGAACACACCUCUGAAAGUGACUGUAAUGAAGCAAGUGUGGAUGUCAGUACUGAUGAAGAACCAAAGAUAACUACUCCGGAAGCAACAGUCAUGGCAGUAGGGACGAAUGCUGGCAUUUCUUCCACAGAAAGAAAAGAAGAGAGUGUCCAAGACUCACAGACCAAUGCUGCACUGAUAGAAAGUUCUGCUAUAGAAGUAACUCAGGAACACACCUCUGAAAGUGACUGUAAUGAAGCAAGUGUGGAUGUCAGUACUGAUGAAGAACCAAAGAUAACUACUCCAGAAGCAACAGUCAUGGCAGUAGGGAUGAAUGCUGACAUUUCUUCCACAGAAAGAAAAGAAGAGAGUGUCCAAGACUCACAGACCAAUGCUGCACUGAUAGAAAGUUCUGCUAUAGAAGUAACCCAGGAACACACCUCAGAAAGUGACCAUAUUGAAACAAGUGUGGAUGUCAGUACUGAUGAAGAACCAAAGAUAACCACUCUAGAAGCAACAUUCAUGGCAUUAGAGAUGAAAACAUCCAGCACUUACACCACUGAUAUGGAUAAGGAGUUUGAGCAAAAUAAAGGCCAAGAAAUUCAAGAGAGGGCAGAAGGAGAUGAAAGUAGCCAAGUAAAUGCUCGUUCUGUUGAUCCUGAGUCUGUGAAAGAAAGUGGGAUCACUGCAGAUGAUAAAAUGGUAAUAAGUGAAGAGGGAGAGGACAUUUAUAAUGCAAUACACAACGAACCUUACAAAGAGACAGAGGUGGAAUCUGGAAAGAUUGAAGCCCAAGAGGUGAAAAAGGAGACCACAGAGACAGAGGGACACACUGCUACCACUGAGGAGUCUUUGACCACUGACCUGUUAGAAAAUCUAGAAAGUAAUCAAGCUGUCAUUGUGCUACUAAAAGGUGAGCCAGAAGAGAAGCAGGAGGAGCAGGAAUCUGCUAGGGAGACAGUGAGUGAGAAGGAUGCAUAAUCGAGCACUGUUAAAUAUCUUUGAAGAUGCAUACUGAAGAUACUGCUCAUGGGAUUUGAGGUGGAAUGCAUUUCAAACAGUGCAAAAAAAAAAAACUGAAAGCAGAACUGUAGACCAGACCAUAAUAUGAAACUUGUGUAGUCAUAUAGUAACACAACAAUAUAAUGCAUUUUGUGAUCACUGUAUAAUGAAACUACCAGUAAAUAGCAAGAAUGGCUGUCCUAAAGGUA